Linum tenue is the source of this 2599-nucleotide messenger RNA. The record is from the annotation of a GenBank genome assembly. NCBI's taxonomy places the organism in Eukaryota, Viridiplantae, Streptophyta, Magnoliopsida, Malpighiales, Linaceae.
AGCAUUUGGGAUUUCGUUUCAUACAGACACAAAAGGAAAAAUACGCGUCCAGAUUGCUCCAUCUCUCGGUUUCUCCGUCGUAAUCCCAAGCUCGCUACCACCGAAUCCUUACUCCUACGUCGCCGGCCUUAUAUUCCUUCAAUCCGUCUCUCUACGCCAUGAGGAUGGACAAUGAUUGUGGCCUACGGUCAAUCGGACUCCGUUCCUGUGCCACAAAGCGACAACGAAUCAGUUCAGAGGCAAACCUUCCUCCCAUGAUAAUUAACAGACUCGGAGGCGAUCUUCUUGUAGAGAUUGAUUCGUCUCCCCAACCCGAGAUUCGCAUGUCGGUGUAAACUCGUGUGCAAGCCGUGGAGCUCCCUGAUCUCCAGUCCUCACUUCAACAGCCGGUUCGUUUCUCACCACCAGACCAUGAUUCUGAACCACCCGCCGAUGCCGGACAACCCAUAUGAGCUGCGAUCGAUCAUCCUCAGCUUUCUCCCUCCCAUGCCCAGUUCAGUUCGUGACUCUUUUAGAGUUUGGGAUUGCAACAAAGACAUGGUUUUAUGCGGCUUUUGGGAUUUAGAUUACCAGGAUCGGGAACGUAGCAUAGCGUUCCUGGUCUGCAAUCCGUUUACGAAGCAGUGGUCCGCUCUUCCGGUGGCGCCUAGGAAGUCUGUGGUGAACAAGCAUUUCCUUAUUACGAGUAUCGCUUUCGGGUGGUGUGUUUAUAUCAAGCCGAUGCCGAUCUACCUCGCCAAGAUAUAAAGCUAGACGUGUUUUGUUCCGAGUCUGAAAAAUGGACCAAGGAUGCUCUUGUCUGUCACGACCGUAUUAGAAGUGGACGAAGAAGCGUAAUUUCGUGCAAUGGGGAGUUGUUUUGGAAGUAUCAUGAAUUUACUAACCCGCCUACUGAUAAUUUUGUUGUUGGGUUUAAUCCUUUCCGCCUUGAUAUGCCUCCUACUUAUGUUGACGUUUCUGCAUUCCAUCUGAAACCAAAGUGGUAUAUUUCCGGCUCACAAGGUAAGUUGCACGUCAUUGCAGUUGAAAAUGAAACCGAACUGGUUCGUUUGAGCGUUUGGAGACUGGAACAGGACGGUAAAUCUUGGACGAAACAACGCGAGGGGUUGGUGAGCAAGUCCGGUCACUGGUAAAUAUAAGAAUGCUUUAUUGUGCUGCGAUUUGGGAAGGGAAGAGCUAGUGUUAUGCGCUAAAUUAGAACGGCAGCCUGAUGUCCAUCACCUUCGGGUGUUCCAGCCAAGGGUUUCUUGCUGGACUACUCCAAUUCCAAGGUACAAGGGGCUGCAAGGUAGCUAUUGGGUUCCGAGCAGCAGUGAAGCCAUACCACCCUCCCUCCACUCCCUCAGUAAUUGCAUGGAUCAUGUUGUGAAAUCGGCCUUCUACAAGGAUUAUAUAGAACAUGUCACUGCAGAGGCAACUCUCCACUUGCUGGCUGAAAUCAUUCAGCAGAGGAAGAAAGAAAUCGGUGUGAUUUUAAUAGAAGGGAAGCGGCCUCGCUCUCCAAUUUUUGACAAUGAAUGGGAUGUACUUGAAGCUGAUUUGGAAGAUGUCGGACGUAAUAUUGCCACCAUUGUCGGACAGACUACAGAACUGAAGUGUGCACUUCUGCGCGAAAUUGCAGAGCUAUAUCCUCCUUCAGGCCCUGUCAAAAGUGUCUUCUGGAGGGAGCCAACUCGUUGGGGACUGAAGGAUAUUAUGGGAGUAAUUUUACGUGGAGCAAGUUCGCUUGAACGCUAAGGCAAAACCGUGGUUUCAAGCAUGGUUGUCUCCACCUAUUGGCAUCAACUGCAGCAAGUCUCCAGUAGAACGAGUGACAAAGGCAAUAGGAUGGGAGGCCACGCCAAGGGGUUGGAUGAAGCUAAACGUUGAUGGAGCGUCGAAUGGGAAUCCAGGACCUGCGGGGGCUGGAGGUUUACUACGUGAUGAUCAAGGUUGUUGUUAAAGUGGUUUUGUCUACAAAAUUGGAUCGUGUACGGCAGCAAAGGCUGAGCUUUGGGCCAUCAAUCAAGGAAUGGAGCUUGCUUGGAAACAUGGCUACACAUAUCUAAUGAUCGAAACAAACUCUCAAUUGGCUAUUGAUCUUAUUAUGAACCGUAAGGACCCUAUUCACCCCUACUCCUCCCUCUUGAAUGCUAUUCGACGAAGAAUUUCUCAGGAUUGGCUUGUUAGGAUAGUUCACACUUAUCAUGAACGAAAUAGAGUCGUAGACUGGCUCUCGAAGCACAGUCUCGUUUAUUCCUACGGUAUGUAUGAACUGACUAACCCGCCAUCAGAACUAGCUAGAAUUAUCCAAGAAGACAAUAUGGGUGUGUGCUUCAAUAGGAGCAUUAUUGUUACAACUCUCAAUCCCCUCAUGUAAUCCCUUCCCCCCUGUAUCUUUCUUUUUCUUUGGCUGCCGCCUCCAUUGAAUAAAAAAAAUUUAAAGUACAAUUUUAAUAUUAGUCAUAGGGGUAUUUGGGUAAUUUACAGUCCCAGUUAACGGAGAGAAAACAGAUUUUUCGACAGAAGGGCAUUUUUGUUAUGUCGUAAUAGUACAGGGCACGUUUGUGCAAAAUCAUAGUACAGGGGCACGCUUGUUAAAACGCAAUAGUACAGGGGC